AUGUCUGGCCACUUCGACACCAACCCACCACAAUCCCCAAAUCUCGAUUCCGACGCCAUUGAACUCGUCCAAAUCGGCCAACAACAUGCGUCUUUCGCCGGGCACGAGUCAGACCCAGAAACCCUGCGUGCAGCCGGCGGCACUCCUCCUCCGGAGGGCAUCGACCCGGCCACCAUUGCCUUGGUAGAAGACGUCCCUCCAGAUGGCGGGUACGGAUGGGUGAUUGUGGGGGCAGUUUUUCUUAUCAACGUCAACACCUGGGGCAUCAACAGCGCCUGGGGAAUUUUCAUGGAGCAGUAUAUCCGCGAGAACACCUUUCCGGAAGCCAGCCAUUUUGAGUACGCCCUCGUCGGAGGUUUGUCUGUCUCGCUGGCUCUGAUCUUGGGACCAAUUAUUAGUGCUAUCCAGAAAACGUUGGGUACCAGGUAUACGAUGGUACUGGGUUCUUUGAUGAUCUUUGCUGGACUAUUUUCUGCGUCGGCGGCUAGUCGGGCAAUGGGACUCCUCCCCCCAUGGUUUUCACGCCACCGAAGCCUGGCUCUCGGUCUUGCAACGGCGGGAGCAGGCGGUGGCAUCGCAUGGAACCUCAUCACUGGCAAACUCCUUGCCGUUUCGGGAUUGAAAUGGACCUGGCGGAUUCUUGCCCUUGUCUCCAUUGCUUUCAACAUCAUUUGCGCCUUCCUCUGCCGCGAGCGGCCUAUCAGCUCUUCCACGGGGUCGUCGAAACGCCGAUCCUUCAACAUCCGUGAUUUUGGCAGGACCCAGGUCCUUCUUAUUCUCCUGUGGGGUUUCAUAACCGAAUUCGGCUACGUCUCCCUCUGGUACUCUCUUCCGAGCUAUGCAACCAGUAUCGGCCUCACUCCAUCCCAAGGAUCCGUGGUAAAUGCCAUGUUGAGUUUGGGAGUGGGCGUUGGGCGCCCGCUUGUUGGCGCCCUCAGCGACCGCUUCGGCCGUAUCAACCUCGCCCUCUUCUGCUGCUCUUCAUGCGCCAUCCUCUGCCUAACCCUCUGGAUUCUCGCCCGCUCGUACGCCGGCUUGAUCAUCUUUGCCUUAGCCGCAGGCGCUGGAGGUGGUUGUUUCUGGUCCACGGUGAAUCCGAUCCUGGCGGAAACCGUCAGUCUCGCCGAAAGCAGUGCCAUUUUUGGCACUAUCUGCUUCGCCUUGGUAAUUCCUACCACUUUUGGAGAAGCCAUUGCGCUGCAGCUUGUCAAGGGCGGAGACGGCAUAAACAAGUUCAUUCCGAGCCAAAUCUUUGUCGGUUGUACGUUCCUGGGGGGCACCGCUUUACUCAUGCUCCUUCGAAGCUGGCAGAUUUGCGAGAUUGAGAGGAAAAACGAGGGCAUGGGGAGUAAUCAAAAUGGGGAGGGCCACAAGAGGUCUGGAGAAGAAAGCCGAACGGAGGAGGAUUUGGAGGAAGGGGUUAUGGCUUCGGGAAGAAGCGCUGGGGUGGCGGUGUUGGGCGAGUUGAGGAGCUCGGCUGCUGGGAUGUGGUCUCCGAGAAAACUAUUUGUUGCGAGGAGGGUGUAGCGAUGGGUGGCAUGUCACGGUAAAAAGCGUUUGUUUCACUCGGGUUUGGGACUGUGUUCAGCGAAACCAUGUGUUUAUUUAGAUCUAAAAGCACUAAUUAACUCUUUGAUGAUAG
This is a messenger RNA of Neurospora tetrasperma FGSC 2508, 1642 nucleotides long. RefSeq lists its product as uncharacterized. The transcript has 3 exons. NCBI's taxonomy places the organism in Eukaryota, Fungi, Ascomycota, Sordariomycetes, Sordariales, Sordariaceae. The record is from RefSeq and is a predicted model, not a curated record. Bases 1 to 1527 code for a protein of 508 amino acids. Gene Ontology annotation, molecular function: transmembrane transporter activity. Gene Ontology annotation, biological process: transmembrane transport.